Messenger RNA from Punica granatum (pomegranate), 1427 nucleotides. NCBI's taxonomy places the organism in Eukaryota, Viridiplantae, Streptophyta, Magnoliopsida, Myrtales, Lythraceae. The record is from RefSeq and is a predicted model, not a curated record.
GGGAAGCUUGAGAGAUAGGAGGACGAAUGUAUAAUAUAUAUCAAGAUAGACCGGGGUAAGCCCAAUCUACCAUCCCGCUAUAUUGGGCCCAAGGCCCAACUGUCAGAAACGUAGACGACCCAGGAUUAUGGGCUUACGCUGGGAGCAUGCAUGUAUUGAGAUGGACCGGGGAGGCCCAAGAUCUAGGUCCUGAACAUAGGUGGCCCAGAGUUGCGGGCUUACAUGCUCACCUGUUAGGCCCCUCUGCAGAGGACGGUAGCUUCCCUCGGACGACGUGGCGGUAAAGAAGCAGCAUAUCUCCCGCCACUGGGAGGAGUGGACUUCCUCCCCGGUUGUCAAACAGUGCCGUUCUCAGAACUCUAACCCUAGCAACCGGACGGGCCGCGGAGAUAGAGGAAAGAUGCUUGAGCUCCGGCUAGUCCAAGGUUCACUCCUGAAGAAGGUUCUCGACUCCAUAAAGGACCUAGUGAACGAUGCCAACUUCGACUGCUCCGCUACCGGCUUCUCCCUUCAGGCCAUGGACUCGAGCCACGUGGCACUCGUCGCCCUCCUCCUCCGGUCGGAGGGCUUCGAGCACUACCGGUGCGACAGGAACAUCUCCAUGGGCAUGAAUCUCAAUAACAUGUCGAAGAUGCUCAAAUGCGCCGGAAAUGACGACAUCAUCACGAUCAAAGCGGACGACGGCAGCGAUACCGUCACCUUCAUGUUCGAGAGUCCAACACAAGAUAAGAUAGCAGAUUUUGAGAUGAAACUGAUGGACAUUGACAGUGAGCAUCUGGGCAUCCCGGAGGCUGAGUACCAUGCAAUCGUAAGGAUGCCUUCGGCUGAGUUUGCUAGGAUUUGCAAAGACCUUAGCAGCAUCGGUGACACAGUUUUGAUAUCCGUGACAAAGGAGGGCGUGAAGUUUUCUACCCGAGGUGAUAUAGGAACUGCAAAUAUCGUAUGCAGGCAGAAUACCACUGUAGACAAGCCGGAAGAAGCAACAAUCAUCGAGAUGAAUGAGCCGGUUUCAUUGACAUUUGCCUUGAGGUAUCUGAACUCAUUCACAAAGGCAACCCCACUGUCUAACACGGUAACGAUCAGUUUGUCUUCGGAGCUCCCUGUCGUCGUCGAGUACAAGAUUGCAGAGAUGGGGUACAUCAGGUUUUACCUGGCUCCAAAGAUUGAAGAGGAUGAGGAUGAAACAAAAACCUAGCUCCUGAUCGGUUCCUAUACUUGACAUGCCGUGUGAUUACAUCUGAAAUUUUCUGUUGGCUUAGGUUAGUAUUUCCAUCGUGCAAAGCAAGCUUAAGUUUUGGAUGCCUUUUUCUUUGUUUAUGUUUUGGAAAUCUUCAGGCGUAUAUAGUUUUGUUCUUUGGCUAUUUUUCAUCAAUGUGCUAUGAUGAACUUUUCUUUGUUGUGCAUUAUGAGUAGCAUUCUUGGAUUCA